GGGCUGGGGAUGCGGUGGCUGCGAAGUGAAGCGGCCGGCUGGCUGGGAGCGAGAGCGGUGCUGAGGGGGCGCGGCGUCACGGCGAUCCCAAGCCGGGAAGGCCCGCGUUCCUGGCUCAGCCGCCGAAAGUAAACUUGGCUGCUCCUCUCGCGGGGCGCUCCCGAGUCCUCGUCCCAGACCCCCAGGCGCACCGCGGUCGGCGAGGAGCCUUCCUGAGUCAGGGCCUCGCUCCCUUCCCCGGCGCGGGGCCUCGGCGCCAUGGACGCGACGGCGCUCGAGCGGGACGCCGUGCAGUUCGCCCGGCUGGCGGUGCAGCGCGACCACGAAGGUCGCUACUCCGAGGCGGUGUUUUACUACAAGGAAGCUGCACAGGCCUUAAUUUAUGCUGAGAUGGCUGGAUCAAGCCUAGAACAUAUCCAAGAAAAAAUAAAUGAGUAUCUGGAGAGAGUCCAGGCUUUACAUUCAGCAGUUCAGUCAAAGAAUGCCGAUCCUUUGAAAUCAAAACAGCAGUUGGAUUUAGAACGUGCCCAUUUCCUUGUUACACAAGCUUUUGAUGAAGAUGAAAAAGGGAAUGUUGAAGAUGCUAUAGAAUUGUAUACAGAAGCUGUAGAUCUCUGUCUGAAAACCUCUUCUGAAACUGCUGAUAAAACUCUGCAAAAUAAACUGAAACAGUUGGCUCGACAGGCACUAGAUAGAGCUGAAGCAUUGAGUGAGCCUUUAACAAAGCCAUUAUGCAAAAUCAAGUCAACAAAUAUUAAACCAAAGCCACCUCCAAUGAGGGCACAUUUUCCACUAGGAACUAAUCCCUUCCUUGAAAGACCUCAGCCAUUUGUAAGUCCACAGUCAUGUGAUGCACAAGGACAGAGAUAUACAGCAGAAGAAAUAGAAGUUCUCAGGACAACAUCAAAAAUAAAUGGUAUAGAAUAUGUUCCUUUCAUGAGUAUCGAUCUGAGAGAACGUUUUGCCUAUCCGAUGCCUUUCUGUGAUAGAUGGGGCAAGCUACCAUUAUCACCUAAACAAAAAGCUACAUUUUCCAAAUGGGUACGACCAGAAGACCUCACCAACAAUCCUACAAUGAUUUAUACUGUGUCCAGUUUUAGCAUAAAGCAGACAAUAGUAUCAGAUUGUUCCUUUGUGGCAUCACUGGCUAUCAGUGCAGCUUAUGAAAGACGAUUUAAUAAGAAGUUGAUUACCAGCAUAAUUUACCCUCAGAAUAAGGAUGGUGAGCCAGAGUACAAUCCAUGUGGAAAGUAUAUGGUAAAACUUCACCUCAAUGGUGUCCCAAGAAAGGUGAUAAUUGAUGACCAGUUACCUGUUGAUCAUAAGGGAGAAUUGCUCUGUUCUUAUUCUAACAACAAAAGUGAAUUAUGGGUUUCUCUCAUAGAAAAAGCGUACAUGAAAGUCAUGGGAGGAUAUGAUUUCCCAGGAUCCAAUUCAAAUAUUGAUCUUCACGCACUGACUGGGUGGAUACCGGAGAGGAUUGCUAUGCAUUCAGACAGCCAGACUUUCAGUAAGGAUAAUUCUUUCAGGAUGCUGUAUCAAAGGUUUCACAAAGGGGAUGUCCUCAUCACUGCAUCAACUGGAAUGAUGACUGAAGCUGAAGGAGAGAAGUGGGGUCUGGUUCCCACACAUGCGUACGCUGUUUUGGAUAUUAGAGAGUUCAAGGGGCUGCGAUUUAUCCAACUGAAAAAUCCUUGGAGUCAUUUACGUUGGAAAGGAAGAUACAGUGAAAAUGAUGUAAAAAACUGGACCCCAGAGUUGCAAAAAUAUUUAAACUUUGAUCCUCGAACAGCUCAGAAAAUAGACAAUGGAAUAUUUUGGAUUUCAUGGGAUGAUCUCUGCCAGUAUUAUGAUGUGAUUUAUUUGAGUUGGAAUCCAAGUCUUUUUAAAGAAUCAACAUGUAUUCACAGUACUUGGGAUGCUAAGCAUGGACCUGUGAAAGAUGUGUAUAGCCUGGCCAACAACCCUCAGUACAAAUUGGAGGUGCAGUGUCCACAAGGAGGCGCUGCAGUUUGGGUUUUGCUUAGUAGACACAUAACAGACAAGGAUGAUUUUGCAAAUAAUCGAGAAUUUAUCACAAUGGUUGUAUACAAGACUGAUGGAAAAAAAGUUUAUUACCCAGCUGACCCACCUCCAUACAUUGAUGGGAUUCGAAUUAACAGCCCUCAUUAUUUGACCAAGAUAAAGCUGACCACACCUGGAACCCAUACCUUUACCUUAGUGGUUUCUCAGUAUGAAAAACAGAACACAAUCCAUUACACAGUCCGGGUAUAUUCAGCAUGCAGCUUUACUUUUUCAAAGAUUCCUUCACCGUACACCUUAUCAAAACAGAUUAAUGGAAAAUGGAGUGGUCAGAGUGCUGGAGGAUGUGGAAAUUUCCAAGAGACUCACAAAAAUAACCCCAUCUACCAGUUUCAUAUAGAAAAGACUGGGCCAUUAUUGAUUGAGCUACGAGGACCAAGGCAAUAUAGUGUUGGAUUUGAGGUUGUAACCGUUUCUGUGGUGGGAGAUCCUGGGCCCCAUGGCUUUCAGAGGAAAUCGAGUGGUGAUUAUAGGUGUGGGUUUUGCUACCUGGAAUUAGAAAAUAUACCUGCUGGGAUCUACAAUAUCAUUCCCAGUACUUUUUUGCCUAAACAAGAAGGACCUUUUUUCUUGGACUUUAAUAGUAUUAUCCCCAUCAAGACAACACAGCUUCAGUGAUGGAGAAAUCUCAACAAUGACUGGAUUUUAUGCUUACCAAAUAUCAACUCUUCAAAUGAAGACACCAAGCUCCAGGACACUACACACAAUAAUCAGAAUACAAUCAGAUCUCUAAAAACAUUACAGUGGCAUCUGGUGCUCAAGUCAUGGUGUUUAGUGAGAACUGUAUAUAGUCAGAAUUCCCCUAAAUCUUUUAGAAGUACCAUUUACAUGGUUUUGUGUAUAUAUGGAGUUGGCUUGCAUUUAGGGGCCAUACUGUAUAUUAAAGAUUAGACUCGGCACUGUGAGUUGCCUUUGCUAAGAGGGAACAGAGACCGGCUGAGGGACGUGACUCAUGGAAUGGAACGGUCAGCUGGUGUGAUCCUCUGAGACACUUCCAUUGUGUUUGUCUCGUUGGCAGAGCAUGUUGUAAGUUAAACCUGCUUGUGUUGUGAUUCUACGUCUUGGGCAACUAAUUACCAAAUGAACCAUGUCAUCAUAACAGAUUUUAACUUUGCAUUAUGACUUAAAUGUUUAUUGCCCAGAUGUUACAAAAAAAUAAAGCUUUAAGAAAUACUAAUUAGCAUGAAGCUACUCAUGCUUAAGAAUGAAGGUUGUUGAAGUUAGAUACCUGACUCCCAUUGACUCAUGUAAAGAGAACUGAGGUAUAUUCACUAUUCUUAUUUUUUAUCGCGUUCAUGAAGUAGUAAUCUGAGACACUGAUGACAUUACAACUUAGUGUGUAUAGUCUUUUUUUAAAUUGCUCUGUAGUUCAGUGCUCUUAUAGUAGCAACACUGAAGAAAAUACAAUUGAGAAUUUAAUAUAUGGCAGUUAAGGUUGCGUUCAGAAAAACUGCCAGUAUACUACUGUCAUAUGUAAAUUCCCAGUUUACAUAAAAAUCCAUCAGCAGAAUGAUGCUCAACAUUUUAAAGAUCUGAAAAUAAGAUGGAAUUUUUUUCCUUGUCUCUACUUUAUAAUUAUCAAAACUUAUUUUGUAUUUCUACUACCUUUAAUUAAAAUAAAAUGUUUAUACUUAUGGAAACUGCAUACUUUAAUGUAGAGAAAUUGAUUAUUAAAGGUCUUCAUCUAGUAUGUUCCACCUAAAAGAGAAACGAGAACUCGUUAUUUACAUGAAAAUUCAAGCUUCAGCAACAAAAAUCUGUUCUUUUACAUUCCGAAUAGUGGUAGAUUGUUAUACUAAGGAGAUUUCACUUUUGUAGAUAUUUAGUGCUUUCUUUUUAGUAUAUUAAUUUCACGUGGGUUAAUUUUUCUGUGGCCCUUUACACAAAAAUCUAAAGCAUACGAGGUAUAUUUAUUAUAAAUACAUGAUUUGAACCUCUGUGUUAAAGAUCUUGUACAGGAUGAAAACUGAAAUAAGACCUAAUCACUGCCCUUGAAACUCUAACGGAGGAGACCUGGAUAGGCACAAUUUCAGACAGCGUGUUGAAUUCUACACUGGAGCUCCAAACACGGUGCUGCAGAGGUAUAAAUAAGGGAAAGAUUCAUUUUGGCUGAACCAAUAUAGAAGAAAGUCUGAUUCUCAACUGAGUACACAUGAGAAUCACCUGCAGAACUUAUACAAGUCCAAGGCCCAUGUACCCCAAAUCAAAUCAAUCUCUGGGGCUAAGACCAGAGAGCAGUAUUUUUGAGUCUCCUAGGAGAUUCCAACAUGCAGAGACUGAGAACCACUCCUCCAACAUAACCAUCUUCUCCUUAUUUUCCCGACACUGUCUCCCCUUGUUGCUCGGCUUUAGUAGAGCGAAAGUGGAAUUCUAAUUCAAACCUUAGUCAUCGGGGCUUAAAUUAAUAGGAUCCAGGACCUUAACUGAAAAUAAGAACAAAUGACCACUGUAUUCCAUGCUCUUCCUUAUAGCAAGAAGGUUACCUAGAAGAGAAGAUUUCUGCAACACCAGGAUUUCUUAUUUGAAGUCAACAGAAAGACCUUUUCUUAAGCCAUUUUUAUUACACUCAAGGUAUUAAGACAAGUACAAAAUAACCUUAUAAUUAGGAUACUGUAUCAGUCAUUAAAAAAGGAGAAAACACUACAGUAUGAAGAGAUUUACAAAUGACUAAAAUAUACAAGCUGCGUCAAAAUUAACAGACAA
Molecule: messenger RNA, 4785 nt
Organism: Equus quagga
Lineage: Eukaryota; Metazoa; Chordata; Mammalia; Perissodactyla; Equidae
Gene: CAPN7
Product: calpain 7
Exons: 21
Coding region: 259-2700 (813 amino acids)
Biological process (GO): proteolysis
Molecular function (GO): calcium-dependent cysteine-type endopeptidase activity
Source: RefSeq, a predicted model, not a curated record